AGAUAAUCAACAUAUUUGAUUUUGAAUUUAAAAUUUAUGAUAAAUAAAUAUUUUGAUUUGGUUUUACAAAUUACAGACAUAAAAACACAAGCAUUGGUCAUUUUGCUGACAAACUUACGUUAGUAAACUUAAAUAGUGGUAGUUUAUAUUGUGAAAAUAUGAAGUCCAUUAAAUCUUUUAAGGAAAUACCUACCUUAAGAACUUUACCAAUACUUCAGCAUACUUAUUUAUUUCUUCCCGGAGGCAAGUAUAAGUCAGAAAGAUUGACUGAGGCUGUUGAAGAUAUUAAAAAACAAUUAGGUCCAAUUUUUCGUUUAAAUUUAGGUGGUACAAAUCUUGUGAUUACUACAAAUGCUGAUGAUGCUGAAACUAUGUUCAGAAAUGAAGGUAUUAGACCUGGUAGACCUCCUUUUCUAGCACUACAUCAUUAUCGCAAGAAACGUUUUAAUAGUGUAGGAGUUGUUCCUGGUAAUGGUGAAGAAUGGUAUAAAUUUAGAAGUGGCGUUAAUCCUUUACUAAAGAAUAACUUGAUUGAUUCUUUUAAAAAGGAGCAACAAGAUAUUGCUGAAAAGUUUGUUACAUAUAUUAGAAAAGAGAUGGAUCAAGAUAAAGUUGUAUAUAAUAUCCUUGAGCACUUGUUGAAAUUUGCUAUUGAAGCCAUUUCAGUUGUUUGCCCUGGAUACAGAUUCCAUUGUAUAUCUGGACAGAAUAAACAAGCUGAAGAUAUAAUCCAUGCUAGCAAGGAGUUUUUAGAUGGACUUUACAAGACACUUAUUGGUCCUCCAAUAUGGAAAGUGUUUGAAACUUCUGGAUACAAGCAGUUAAAAACUUCCCAUGAAUUUAUCUAUAGGACUUUGGAACAAAUUUUGAAAUCUCUUAAAAAGAUAUAUGACACUCAUCCCGAAUCUUUAAAGGAAACUCAUCCAUAUAUGUACACAUUAUUCGAUAAUAAAAAAUUUACACAGGACGAUCGUAACAUGUUAGCAAUAGAAGUAUUUUUAGGGGGAAUUGACACAACAGCUACAACCUUAGCUCUGACUAUGUUCUACUUUGCACAAAAUGAAAAUAUCCAAGACAAAGCUCGACAAUCUAUACUUGAUGAUGAUACAUAUUUAAGAGCUUGUUUAAAGGAAACUUUGAGGCUCUCCCCUACUGCAGGUGCAAAUAGUAGAUUUCUGGCACAAGACGCUAUUAUUGGAGGUUAUCUCAUACCAAAAAACACCCUGGUAGCUGCAUUUAGUUCGGUGAUGUCGAAUAGCCCAGAAUAUUUUGAAAAUCACGAUCAGUACAUCCCAGAUAGGUGGUUAAGAAACUCAAAUAAAAAAUUCCACAAGUUCGUAUCGUUGCCUUUUGGUUAUGGUCCAAGGAUGUGUCCAGGAAAACGAGUAGCUGAAAUGGAGAUGGUAACUCUGUUGAAAGAGAUUUUAAAAAACUUCCGGUUGGAAGUGGACGACAAGAGAAAAAUGGGUAUGGUGUACAGGAUGAACAGGAUCCCGGAUAGGCCUAUCAAUAUUAAAUUUUUAGAUACAAAUCACUAAAUAUUUAUUAGGUCAUUGUACAACAAUACAUAAUGUCUUAAUAUACAUUUUUAUAUACAAUUUAUUUAAUAAUUUCCUACCUUAUGUCUUAGAUUUUGUACAAUAAAAUUUGAUUUUUAAAGCUUAAAUGACGAAUUUUCAUAUGUCUGAUGAUGUAUAAUGAUAAACUUUUUCCUAUUGUCAUUUACGUACAAAAUGAAACAUAAAAAUAUAUAGUAACAGAGCUGGAGAUCAAUUUGGAUAUAUUUUGAACAAAAAAAAAAAAUGGUAACUGUAUUUCUGUACAACUAGAAUCAGUUUAUUAACAAGUUAUUGAAGAAGAACCCUGGGAAUAUUCCAGUACGAUGUACCGGUGAUCUGUAAAUAAAUAAAAAAAGUCGUGUAACUGUAGAUAUGGGAUUAUGGAUAGAGGCGCUAAUAAUUUGAUCACCGUAAAUAAGCAGAUUCUAGGGAAGACCCAGGAAUAAGUAAGCCAGAGCGGGUCUCCAGACAAACUAGGCGUAAAAUAUGUCUUAGAUAAUUGGUCACCAAUGAGUGAGUUCUAGACUAUGAAAUUUGAUUAAAUGAUUUGCCCAUUAACAAACUGAAUAUGACUUCCCUUGUGUAAGGAUUACUUCAAAAUACAAAUGUUACUAAAUAAAUUAUAGUUUCCAAUUGACUAUUAAUAAUUGACCGGUAUCGCUAUAGCGGCCAUAUUGGAAAGAUGGCGUUGCUUACGACGGCCUAGAAAUUUCAAAUAUGCAAAUAUAAUAGGGAGUAGAUGUGGAAACAAAUAUAAGAGUAGAAAAUAACGAAGAAACGCCACUAGAAGUUAUAUAAAAAAUUCAUGAUAUUCUAAUGGAGAUUUAUUUCACUUUUCAGUUAAAAUUAAGGCAUUCAGUAUUAAUUAAUUUAAUGUUGAUUAUUUUUUAUUAAACAAAUGAUUGACUUAAUUGUCCAAUGUAAUAAAAAUUUUUAGUUACAUGCAAUCAUAGAAUGUCUAAUUGCCCACCAGCUGCUGUACAAAAACUUUUUAAAGUAGCCCUAAUAAUACAAACAAAAAUGUCUUUACAAAAAUGUGUUACACAUACAUCUAAGUGCUAAAACGUAACAUUGCCGGAAUGUGUCUAGAAUAAAACCUAAAUUAACAUUAUUUAAUAAACCGACUGAACAAACUCAAAUAAUAAAGAAACUAUUCAAAUAAAAACAAUUACCUACAUCGAUUUUUUGUCAGUUUUAUCAAAUACUAUUUAAAUCUUAAACAUAAUCUUGCCCAUAAAUAAAUAUCUCUUUUUUGCUAUGUAAAAAUAUUCAACUUUAAAAACAACAAAUAAAUUAUACAGUACUAAAAGGUAAAAAUAUUUAUACUAGAACGAGAUCUAGUUUUGGGACGAAAGAACCGUCAGAUCGGUACUUAGGGAAUGUCUACUGUUCCAAUUAAAAUGCGCUUCUGUUCUGAUAAUCAUAUAUGAAAAUGUACAAGAUAUAACGAGAAAAAAAAGCAGACCUUUAAUAAAAUCCCUUCUACAAUAAUUAAACUAACUAAAUGAACCUACCGAAGAGAUGUGAGUAGCAGUUGGUAAAUACUGAAAGAUCUACUUAUAUAAAUGUGAAACAAUAAAAUAGAAAAAGAUGCAAAACUAUAUAGGAAAAGAAGAUAAGAUAAGCAAAGCAGAAAUGGUAUGUAGAAUGAUAUCAAAAGAUUGAGAAAUGAGGGUUCAGGAAACACACGUUCAGAGUAAUCCGGUAAUUUUCACGGAAGAAAUAAAAACAAUAUCGAAAAAUAUGUGACAAAAUUUGAAGAAUCACCAUACAGAACACAAGACCCAGAGCAACUAUCGAAGCGAAAGUAGAGGCUGCUAUAAAGUGUAUCAAAGAUAAAAAACCUGUAGUGUUAGAGGCUUCUACUACGAAUUCUUAAAAAUUAUGAACUAAAAUGCAAUAAAAAUACCUACCUUUGUAUUUAAUAGUAUAUAAGAGUGGAAAAUACAACAAUGAUUGAAAUCCUCCUUCAGGAUAAUACCCACAAAAUCUAACACAUAGACUACCGAAUAAUAAGCCUACAAGCAAUCUUCUGAAGACGUCUUUGGAAGUAAUACAUAAAUAAUAUAUAUAAUAUACCUAUAUUAAUAAUAAAAGAACAAAAGAAAAAUUGUGAGGAGAUAUGAAAAACACACAAUUUGAGUUCAGAGAUUCUUAAGACACACUUCUACGAUCUUUUUGUAAUAUAAGUUCUCUUCCAACGAUGUAGUUCCAAUUUAUAUGCGUGCUUCUUUGAUAAUAAGCAGGCGUUUGAUAUAAUCAAACACGAUAAACUAAUAAAAAUAUUAGAUAGCAAAAACUAACGCAUAAUAAACAACAUCUAUUACCAAAUAAUUGCAACAAUUAGGGUAAGAAGGAAAUCAACUAAUAGAAGACAUACAAAUAAAAAAAGGCCUGCAACAGGGUAGUAUAUUAUCCCCAUUAAUUAGUCAAUACAUAUUCAAAGCAAAUAAUUCUAGCCGUGAGAGAUAUUGAAGUAAUAUUUUCAAUCGACAGAAUACUUGAUAACACAUAGCAACAGUAAGGUCUGUAGGGGCUUGUCAUGAAAGUAGCAGAAGAACUUAGUAUAUAUAGCCUAGAGUAAUAUCAAAAACACCAAAUACAUUAUUAUAAGUAAAAAUAAUAUAAGUAUGUCGACAUUGAUUAUUCAACGAACAAUCGACAGCAUAGACGACCAACUAUUUCUGCUUGGUACCAAUCACCGAUGGUAAUAUAUUAAAUGUUACUUGUAUAGACAGUUAUUUAUGAGAUGAGAGAGAUGUUCUCCAAAUAAUAAGAAGAGUACUAGAUUAUCUAAGAUGGCCCGAAAAAUCAGAAAGAGUAUGGAUAUCCUGACCGCACAAUGUACAAAACUAAUCCCGCCCAACUACUACGUGAGUUUUUAGGGCAGCAGCCAAACAAGUGAGAAUGAUCAUGUUAGUAUGUGUGCUGGACAAAAAAUCAAAUGGUAAUUUUAAUUUUUAUUAACAAUGAAGAAACGAUAUAUAUAAACCCAGAAACGAGUCUUUCCAUAUUGUUUGAAAGAAAUAGAAACAGUUCCAGACAUCGAGAAUAACUAAAAAGAUGAUAGGAAUAAAGAAUUUAGGAAUCAUAUAAGAACAUAACAUGAACAUAAAACAGUCUACGGUGAUUAUAAAAGCCAAAACAAAACAAUAGAUGGACAAACAAAUGAACCAAUUUUAAAGUGUAAAUGAAAGUAUGUAAUUGUCAAACAAACCACAUCAAAGCGAACGGGAGAGAGAGGACUUUGGAGCCGACAUGACACACAACCUCCAUUCGAGCAUAGGAAGUUGAUCCUACAGGAUCAAACUUACCUUUUUCCAUGUGGAAACCUUUAAACCGUCUGCUGAGUGGAGUGACCGGCUGCAGGUACAAUGUGAAAAAGUAUGGAAAUGCUGAAGAUGACUUGUAUGGCUCAGUAUGACCAUGUGCUGACGUGAAAACAGCUACAACAAACCCAAAAAGAUCUGAUGUAAUACACAACUAAAAUAAGAAUAGAUCAAUAAGAAUGAUUUUUAGAGAUUGAAAAAUAUACAACGUAGAGACAAAAAUAGGCUUAAAUACUAUACUGUACUACUAGAACACUACUGGGACGCUAAAUGCUUUUGCUAUUUUAUGGAAUUUUAUUUAAUAAAGACCUCAUAUCGCAACAAACCAUAUAUCAAGUAAGACUUCAUCUAAAAACAGGCUGAUUAUAUCAAUAUAAACUAAUCUAAAGAUGAAAUAGAAAUGUUAUAUCAAAGCAAAAUAUACAAGGAUAUUAUUAAGCAAUAUGCUAACAAAUAAGGCGUUUACAUAUAAAUAUUUGAUUUCAUAUUGCAACUUAGGUGCAUGAGACACUCCUACUAUUAAUAUUCCUAUAAGAUGAACAAUAUGAAAUUCAAAUAGGCGGACAUGGUAAUUCUAAUAGGAAUUUUAAACAGAAGUAUAUUUUACAGUUGAAAUAAAAAUCAAGUUACUCUAUACACUCUAAAAUAUAAACUUGGUUAAGGAAGAUACGAGGGGUGAUAAUCUGACAGCAGCAUAGUAGAGUUUGAUGUUUUAGUAGUAUCCCAAAAAGUAAAAGUACAUCGUAAACAUUUAUUUUUUAUGAAUUUUGAGUGGUUACAACAAAUGGCAUAAAACUAGGUCGUCCCAAAGUAGUUGGUAUAAUCAAUAAUGAGCAGCCUGAAAGUCUACUUCGACCAUUGCCAUAGCAGCAGACGAAGUGUUAGGAAGAAAUAAUUGCCAACUAUGAGCUAGAUGCUCUAAUAAUAACUUAUUGCUACAAAUAGAACUAGCAGAAUUAUAUAAGAAACCUAGUAUAGGUAACUACAUACAAAUCUAAAGAAAAAUGAGAUAUAUUUCCAGAACGAAAGGAUGUUUAACAUGUUCCCACAGGAAAUCUUGGGAAGUAUGAAAAGCAUUAAUUAGUAAGAAAAGGCACCGGAAAAGGCGAAGUGGAAUGAAGGAAGAUGUCAUAUCGAAAAUAGUAUUCACGAGCUUACUAUAUUGUUAGCAAGUCAUGCAUGUUUUGUGCCGAAUUAUAUUAGUAAAUAAGGUUACUUGUAGUUUUAGUUAAUGUACUCAUGUUAUUAUACCCUAGACCUCCAAGGAUUGUAAACCAAAACUAUAUGAUUAUAAAAAAGAAAAAACACAAUCAUAGUUUUCUAUAAAUUUAGCUAACAGCCAAAAAUUUAUUUAUUUUGUACAUUUAAUUUUUAAUUAAUUAAAUAUUUCCCUAGUGCCCCAUCUUGACGGCUCUUCUAUUUACCAAUCGUACUUACAAGAAAAAUCGAUUUAAAACAAAUUGCAUUUUUUAUACAUUUUAAAUGUAACAAAACGUUAAAAAUUAUAUAGCAAAAAAUUAAAAUAGUAUACAAUAUAAUAUAGAGAUUCCUACAGGUAAGCAACCUAAAAACGCUUACUAACAAAAACACAAAAAUCACAGAACUUUUAAAAACAUAUGCACAUUGAUCAACGUUCAAUGCUCCUAUUCUUAAUACAGGAUUAAUCAGUAGCUUGUAUAAAUAAAAUCACUAACAACUGAAAAGCACAUUCAACAUUUUUAUAAAUUUGAUAAAUCAGCCCAAAGGUAAAAUAAACUUGUUCUUCCCUCGAAUGCUUAUUUUGUAAUAUUUUCAUCAAAAUGUUAUUUUUUUUUAAUAAUUAAUAUGCGUUUUGUUUUCCGAAAAUUUAAUCCCAUUGGAAAAAUAGCUUCACAUUUUCAAAUCUUUCAGAUUAAAGAUAAAUGCAAUAAGAAAUUAGGAAAGGUCUGUCGUCAGGGAUCAACCUUGUUUCUAUGAAGAUCCUAAUAUUAUUAACUGAGUUUAGGAGUCCCGGAGUUAUAGGCCCGAGUUUAUAUAGAUAAACAUUUUAAAAGAGACAGACCUGGAUGACAAAGACCUCAGAAUAAUUUCAGAACUCUACUGGAAUCAGACCGCAUACAUGAAAAUUAACGGAGAAGAAACAUAUCACAUAAAAAUACUACGUUGAGUUAGACAGGGAUGUAUCCUAUCGCCGUUGAUAUUUAAUAUGUACUCAGAGAAAAUUUUUAACGAGGCUCUUUACGCAAUAGACGAAGGCAUCCUUCUAAAUGGUGAAAAAGUAAACAAUGUUAGAUAUGCCGACGACACCAUGGUAAUAGCAGAUAGUUUAGAGGGACUUCAGAGGCUAAUGGACAGAAUAAACGAGUACAGUCAACAGUACGGACUAAACAUUAAUACCCACAAAACGAAACAAAUGAUUAUCAGCAAGGAGAAUAUAAACGGGGCUCAUCUAUACAUUAAUGGGACGCAGAUAGGGCGAGUAAAACAGUAUUGUUACCUGGGAACUAUUAUUAACGAACAGUGGAGCAAUUUACAGGAAAUAAAGUGCCGCAUAGGAAAGGCAAGAACGGUCUUAAACAAAAUGAGCGCCAUCUUCAAAAGUCACAACAUAUCCCUUGAUACAAAAAUGAGACAUUUGAGAUGCUAUGUUUUUUCUGUGUUGUUGUACGGGGCGGAGGCAUGGACGCUUACAGACACCACUAUUAAAAAACUUAAAGCAUUUGUGAUGUGACUUUAUAGAAGAAUGCUGAGAAUAUCAUGGACAGCAAGGAUCACGAACAAGGAAGUUCUAGGAAAAAUGAAGAAGGAACCAGAGAUUGUGUUUACGAUCAAACGCAUAAAAUUGCAAUAUCUGGGACACAUUAUGAGAAAUCAG
Diabrotica balteata is the source of this 7742-nucleotide messenger RNA. The record is from the annotation of a GenBank genome assembly. Lineage: Eukaryota; Metazoa; Arthropoda; Insecta; Coleoptera; Chrysomelidae.